This is a messenger RNA of Diachasmimorpha longicaudata, 2813 nucleotides long. RefSeq lists its product as uncharacterized. The record is from RefSeq and is a predicted model, not a curated record. The coding region runs from base 226 to 2079 and encodes 617 amino acids. The transcript has 12 exons. Gene Ontology annotation, biological process: proteolysis. Lineage: Eukaryota; Metazoa; Arthropoda; Insecta; Hymenoptera; Braconidae. Gene Ontology annotation, molecular function: metalloendopeptidase activity.
GAAAAAACAAUUGACCGUCGAAAAUGUGGGAAUAGAAUAUGUGGAUAUAGUAAAAAUUCUAAAAUUCCAGAGAUAACAGAUCAGCACGACGAUUUCAAUCAGACUGAAACGUGCUAUUCCUUAAUGAAUGGUAGUAUUGGGUACCAUUAGCGAUCUAGUACACAGUAGUAAUGGGUUUUCAAUGGGUUUCUAAAUUUUAAUGGACUUUGAAUAAACAUAACAUGCAUGGAAUUAUAUGGCCGAAACAUACUAUUGGCCAUCAGUAUCCAACAUUCAGUUAUAACUCAUCAAAGUUUCGAUAACGUAUCAAAAAUAUUUGACACAUGCGAUUGUUCGACUGUUCCCUGCGCCCUUUGGAGGAACGAACUGAUUCAACUCAAGAUGCGGGGUCUUACAUCAUUACUUUGGGGUUUUGUUGCUCUUUAUGUGGUGAAUGGGGUCCAAUCAGAAUUAACACCUGAGCCUACAUCGACCACUGACACAACGGAGACCGUUACAGCAUAUGAAUACGAAAAUGGACCAGAGAAUUAUACUGGUCCCCCAGAGGAUUAUACUGGUUCCCCAGAGGAUUAUACUGAUCCCCCACCAUUCGAAUGGCCAAAUUUCGAGAACCAAACAGCGAACGCUAGCAGCGCAAUGUACCUGGAUACCGCGGAAAAUAACAUGGAACUGUGGCUGACAGACACCCGUCUCUUCAAAAAAACCACUCCAAUCUACUCAAUAGUGUCGGGAGCCUCCAAUUCCAGCCCAAUUAUAACAAAAUAUUCCACAGUGUGGGACACAGUCAAAGGAUCCAAAAACUUGGAAAAGGGAGUGGUGCGAUUGUCUAACCGAAGAAGUAAUGACAGCCAGGGAGUGGAUGCAUCACCAGACGAAGAGACUAAUGCAAAAAUCACUGCGAAUAACACCUUUUCUCAAUUAUCUCCCCCGGCUAUCGAGGAUCCUGAAGAGCAAUGGAUAUAUUACUUGUGGGACCGCGAAAGACGUCGUCAAUGCUCUGAACAUCAUAGGGACUGCGUCGAUCACUGCGGUGAUCUCUCAGUGAUCACUGAGAAUGAAAGCCCAGAGUGUGCUACCUGUCGACAAAUGGCUCAGGAUAUCUUUCCCGAAUGUCCCUUAAGGUCUAAGACUAUGUAUCCUCGAAUAUUGAUCGUCGUGGAUUAUAGUUACUACGAAAAAUUCAAUAAAAGUGAUAGUGAUAUAGUCACUUACCUGUUGGGAUUUUGGAACGGCGUCGAUUUAAGAUUCAGAUUCUUCGAGAAUCCCAAGGUCAGACUGAACAUCGUUGGGGUUGUGUUGGCCAAGGAUGCUGACGCACUGCGCUACAUGAAAAGUGAAACUGACGAGUCAGUGGAUAUUGAGAUGUCGGUGAAUGAAGCUGGACUUUAUUGGUAUGAGCAGACUUCUGAUAUUCCAUAUGAUAGCUAUGAUCUGGCUGUGACAAUGACAUUACACAGCCUAUGUGACUAUGGGUGGAGUGAGGUUGUGAACAGAACAAUGUGUAGAGUUUUCUCUCAGGGAAUCUCAUUGACGUUUGGGGUAUGUGCGACUACAAGUGCUUAUCUUCCGAAAGUAGCUACGGUUGCCGACAAUGCCGGGUUCCAAGGAAUCAGAACAGCUGCACAUGAACUCGGUCACGCAUUUGGUAUGCAACAUGAUGGCAAUGUCGAAAACGAAAGAUGUUCCGCCCGUGAUGGAUACGUAAUGGCGCCUAAUAAACAUAUGUCCGCACACGAUAAACUGUGGUCCAAUUGUAGUUUGGAAAAUUUCCAAAUUUUUCUCGAUUCGCAUCCCUUCUGCUUCAGCGAGACGAUGGACAAAAAAGACGUUUUGCCGGUAUAUCUUCCUGGAAAGAUGAUGGAUACUCAGGAGCAAUGCGACGCACAAAAUGGUCUUCAGGGCUGUAGCAUUGACCCUUCAAGCUGCCAACAUUUAAACUGUAAACAUCCUCUUUUUCCUCGUUGCCUCCCAUCAUUUUAUGCGGCUGCUGAUGGAUCCGCAUGUGACACAGGAAAAAUUUGCUUGAAUGGUCAAUGUGCCGCCGAUCCGACAGUGGCAGCAUUGACCGGAGGUCAAUGAUUCGAUUGAUUAAGAUAUCAUACACAAAAAUAACUCAUUUUAAAAGUCGAAAUUUGAAACGAUUUUUACGAGAUUGUUGAACACGUAAAUUUAUAUUUUAUAAACGUAAAUUACAUCUAAAAAAAUGACAAUGACAAGUUUGAAAAUGUAAAUAACCAUUUGUGAAUCGUAAAUUACGGGUUUUUUAUCCCAUAAACUGCAAUUACAGAAAACGUAAAUUAUCAUUGCGAAGGAAAUUAAAUUAUGAUUUAGAAAGAUGUAAAUUACAAUGUCGGUCCUCGGAAAUUGCGUUUUUUGCGAUCUAAAAUACAAAGUUUAGGUUCGUGAUUUAUGCUUCGAUUCCCCUAAUUUAGGCGAUCUAAAUAUGAGAUCAUGAUUCAAUCACUAAUUUACGAAAUCACAUCACGUAAUGUCCUUCAAUGAUGUGAUCCUCAAUAGAAUCGAAAAAAAAACGUUGACGAUAUUAAAUUUUUACGUGAUAAAUGAUCCUGAAUUAUCUGAACCCAACUUUCAGAGCUAUUUUUUCAUAAAAUUCUCAAAGUAAUUUUUAAAAUGGCGCGCCCGGAAGACCAACAGAACGUUUAAUGAACCAAUAAAAAAAAUCUGCAUGUGUCGGGUUACUGUGAAUUUUUGCAAAUGCAGAUCACUACCAGAAACUUUAAAGGCAAUAAAAAUAAUAAACAAGGAAAGACACGGAAAUUGGAAAUGAAACACAAACAAAAAUUAUUUUUAAA